GACUCUUAUUUUGAAAAUGGUGGACUCUUCACGGUUGCUCAGUAUGUCUUUGUUUACAUACCCUGCUCAAUCGCACUAAAAAUGCUGAGAUGAGUGAACUUAAUUUCCGAACAGGCAAAUAAAUUUAAAUUAUUAAAACAAGGUUCAUUGCUGGAAGCGGGUUAUGUCAAAGAUGGACCAAACAAUGCGUGAUAAGCUCUCACAACUGGUUGAGGAGUUGACUACCUCUGGAGAACCACAGUUAAAUCAAGACAAAAUGAAGGAAGUGAAGAAAUUAUGCAAAGUUUCCACUGACUACGUUGAUCAUUUCUACCACUUGAUUAUGACCCAGCUGAACCAAGAGCAUGCAGAGAUCCGUCUCUCUGCCUUCCAAAUGGUCAGUGAGAUUUUUAGCCGGUCGCAUCACUUCAGAGAUCUUCUCAUCACAAACUUCCAGGAGUUCCUGGAACUUACAGUAGAAACAGACACUGAGCAACCACUGCCUCCACCCAAAGAGGUGGCGAGAAAACUGAGGACACUUGCCAUUCAGACCGUGCAGUCAUGGCACGCCACGUAUGGAGAGGCCUAUAAGAAACUGUCUCUGGGUUAUCACUUUCUAAAGCAGAUUAAAAAGGUAGAUUUUCAUGAUGUUGAAGCAAGAACACUGGCUGAGAGAAAAAGACAAGAGGAGAAACAGAAGAGAUUGGAACGAAUUUACAAAGAAAAGCUUGAAAAGGCCAAACAGGAAAUGGAGGAAAUGACGACUGAGAUUGAGGAAACCUUGACUGAGAUUAACAACUGCAUAAAACUGCUUGCAACCGAUGAUUUAAACCUGUUUAAUGAGGAAGCAGCAGUUUCCAAAACCUCUGCGGCAGCCGAGAACAUACCUGACCAACCCUGCUGCAGUAAAGACCUGAGCAAUGAGCAGAAUGGAGAGAUGACUGAGAAGAAAAAGGAUGAAGGGCAAACGGACAAGUGUAGUGAUGAGAGUGACACAGAGGAAGUUCCUGAUGAGGAUGCGUUUCUCCGCAGCACUGGUUUAAUGUCUUAUAAGUAUCAGCUGGAGCUCAAUGUGUCCACAGAUUUAAAAUUGAGGGAGACAGAAGAGAAUGAGGCAUUAGUAAACACUGUGAGGGAUCUCCAUCGACUCAUCACAACGAGACACCUGCCUCUGGUGCAGUCCUGGAUCCAGGUCUUUACGAAGGUGGGUGUUGAGGAAGAACUGAUGAGGACAGCCACUGAGUUAAAGAAAUCACUGGAGCAUGCUUUAAGAAAACACGAUUUUCUUCAUAUAGACUACAAAAACAGAGAAAGAAGAGUGAUGAGAGCUCCUGAGGAUGAAGAAGAUGACGACGAUGAUUUUGUAGACGUGCCAGAAAAGGAGGGCUAUGAACCUCAUAUUCCUGAACAUCUGCGCACAGAAUAUGGGCUUGAUGAAACUCCCUCAACGUCAACCUCUGGGGCUAAAGCAAAGCCAUCAAAACCUGUGGUCAAACAUCCUGUUCCUCGUGUGUCCUCCAGUCUCUCUCUACUCAAGAGGAAGAUGCAUGAUGAAGAGCAGGACCCCACCUGUGCUGCUGCAACACUGCGUGUGCUCAAACAGAGGCUUUGUUCUACUCCUUCCACCAGUUUGUCUGGGAGCUCUACUGGGGUCACAGUUAGCAGCAGUGACCAGGCGGGCAUAAGCAAAGACGAAGCCUCUGUUAAGGCCCCUGUUAUUCCAUUUGGUGUGGAUCUUUACUACUGGGGAGAGGAGCAGCUCACCGCUGGCAAAAUCAUCAAGAAUGCAUCACAGCACCAGUUCUGGGUGCCUCAUGAGGUGGAGGAGGAAGUUGUAAAUGAAGAACUGUCCGCAGAGAUGAAGUCUAGAUAUAUCACCUUUGCGGGGGAAUUUAAACCUGUGGAGCACAAGUGUAAAGCACCAAUGCCAAAUGGAUCUUUAUGUGAGCGUCAAGAUAGAGUAAAGUGCCCCUUCCAUGGACCCAUUAUCCCUCGGGAUGAGCUGGGCAGGCCUGUUAACCCAGAAGAUGCACUGCGAUUGGAGAAAGAAAAGAGGAAGCGUGAGGAGGAUCAGCCAGAUUGGCGAGACCCAGAGCUCAUGAGGGAGAUUGAAGCCGCGACUGGAGAAGAUCUGGGCUCCUCAAAGUUGUAUGGGAAAGGAAAGAAUGCCAACAAAGGAAAGUCAAAGAAAAAGUACCCAAACCUUACAGAUUUAAAGCAAAAUGCCAGUACAUCUCGUUCAAGACUAGAGAAGAAAGUCUUCAACAAGAGCUCCAUGAGACGAGUUACAGAGGUCAUGAACAAGAUGGACAAGAGGAAACAUGAAAAAUUUUCUAAUCAGUUUAACUAUGCACUGAAUUAAAUGAUACAGCCCACCACACCUCAGUUGUUUGGAUUAUUACAUAGACAAAAAAAAA
This is a messenger RNA of Carassius auratus (goldfish), 2396 nucleotides long. RefSeq names its product UV-stimulated scaffold protein A (gene uvssa). Gene Ontology annotation, cellular component: chromosome. Gene Ontology annotation, biological process: transcription-coupled nucleotide-excision repair; response to UV. NCBI's taxonomy places the organism in Eukaryota, Metazoa, Chordata, Actinopteri, Cypriniformes, Cyprinidae. The transcript has 14 exons. The record is from RefSeq and is a predicted model, not a curated record. The coding region runs from base 164 to 2341 and encodes 725 amino acids. Gene Ontology annotation, molecular function: RNA polymerase II complex binding.